Molecule: messenger RNA, 1596 nt
Organism: Nelumbo nucifera (sacred lotus)
Lineage: Eukaryota; Viridiplantae; Streptophyta; Magnoliopsida; Proteales; Nelumbonaceae
Cellular component (GO): membrane; cytoplasm
Source: RefSeq, a predicted model, not a curated record
CGUGUCAUCCAUUAUCUCCGGUUAAUCAACUACGUAUUAAAGCUUCUCACUUUGUCAUCUUCAACUCGGAGAGAAACCAGAUCGAUUGAUUUCUAUCUUUUUCAAUCGCUUUGUUCUUCCCAACUAAAUCCAGUCAUGGCUUCUGUAAAUAGUGUUGCAGCCCCAAGAUUUUUUGCCGUCGCAAAACCCGUCAGAGAAUCGAAGUCCAGAUUAUUUAAUUUCGGUGUAAAAGGUGCCUCUGGUUCGUCUUUGCAGAGUUCUCCAUCGAAUUCGAGUUUCUUGAGAGUAAAGAGUAGAGGACGGGUUGUGCGAUCCGUAGUAGAAGAGUUCGACGUCAUUCCAGUUCGGAGUAGUGAUUCGACAGACCUGCAGAACGGAGUGGUAGCUCGAAUUGAAAUAGAACAGGAAGGUGGGAGCUCGAAUCAGGUCGGUGGGUUCGCAAACGAGGGUAGGUUAUCGCUCGAGGGAGCUGGAGAGUUUCAAGGGUUCUCUUCGUCUUCUUCGUCUGUUCUUUCGGAUGGGAAGGGAGAAGAGGAUGAUAUUGAUAAGUUAAUCGACAGAGCAAUUAACGCUGCAAUCGUUCUCGUUGCUGGUACCUUCGCUAUCACUAAAUUGCUCACCAUUGACCAUGACUACUGGCAUGGAUGGACUCUUUAUGAGAUACUAAGAUAUGCGCCCCAACACAACUGGAGUGCUUAUGAGGAAGCUCUUAAAACAAACCCCGUUUUAGCUAAAAUGAUGAUCAGUGGGGUUGUCUACUCUCUAGGAGAUUGGAUUGCACAGUGCUAUGAAGGGAAACCUCUUUUUGAGUUUGACAGAGCACGCAUGUUCAGAUCAGGCCUUGUUGGAUUCUGUCUUCAUGGCUCCCUUUCUCAUUAUUAUUACCAGUUCUGUGAGGCACUUUUUCCUUUCCAGGAAUGGUGGGUGGUCCCUGCUAAAGUUGCAUUUGACCAGACUGCAUGGUCGGCAGUUUGGAAUAGCAUCUACUAUGUAAUAUUGGGAUUCUUGCGAUUAGAAUCACCUGCCAAUAUUUUUAGUGAACUCAAAGCAACAUUUUGGCCCAUGCUAACUGCUGGUUGGAAGCUUUGGCCUUUUGCUCACCUGAUCACCUAUGGUGUGAUCCCAGUUGAACAAAGGCUUCUUUGGGUGGACUGUGUGGAGCUCAUUUGGGUGACCAUACUUUCAACUUAUUCAAAUGAGAAAUCAGAAGCAAGGAAUUCCGAGGCUUCCUUAGAAACAAAAUCCAUUUCUCCAUUACCGGGUGCUGAGCAGGAAUAAAUAACAAGGGGAACAUAGUGGAUCGUAAAUAGUAGCUGAAAGAGUGAUCUUCAAGUCCAUUUGGUAGACUCUAGCUCAAAUUCAAAUUCUCAGUGGUGAGGUGAUGCAGCCGGAGGAAUUACUAUUGUUCAUCCACCUAUAAGACAUGUCAUCUGUAUGUGAUGUAAAGCUAUAUCCCAUUUUUAUCCCCAUGUAUGAAGGACAAUUUUGUCCCAACUUAAGUGAUCAAAUGUAACAAGGUCAUGAUAAUGGAGAGAAAUUUCUUUCAGAAUUAUGUUUCUGCUUUGGUAAAUAGAACCCUUACUUUUCUUUGCUGCA